This is a messenger RNA of Sapajus apella (tufted capuchin), 2996 nucleotides long. It is a transcript of the gene CARD8, whose product is annotated as caspase recruitment domain family member 8. Gene Ontology annotation, molecular function: cysteine-type endopeptidase activator activity involved in apoptotic process. The record is from RefSeq and is a predicted model, not a curated record. Gene Ontology annotation, cellular component: NLRP3 inflammasome complex. NCBI's taxonomy places the organism in Eukaryota, Metazoa, Chordata, Mammalia, Primates, Cebidae. The transcript has 10 exons. The coding region runs from base 1296 to 2675 and encodes 459 amino acids. Gene Ontology annotation, biological process: regulation of apoptotic process; regulation of canonical NF-kappaB signal transduction.
AGGCUAAACUCUCGAUCUCCUGACCUCAUGAUCCGCCCGCCUCAGUCUCCCAAAGUGCUGGGAUUACAGGCGUGAGCCACCGUACCCGGCCCUAUGUUUUUAAUCCGGUCAGUUAAUAAACAGUACCUGCUCCCAAAAUGAAAAAAAAAAAAUUAAACAGGCAUAUGUGGCUAGUGGCUGUCAUACUGGCCAGGGACGAUCUUGGCUCAGUGGACACUCCCUUCUAACCCCAAUCUUGAUUCACAAGAGCCAAAGGAGACCAGAGCCCAGCCCUUGAGAAGGAAGAAGAGGAAAGGAUCUAGCAUGGGGCUUUCAUGUUCCAUAUCUGAGUAAGGAUCUUUGAUGGAAGAAGGAAGUAAGUGCAGUAUGCAUCAUUUCCUUCCUCUGAGCAUGCUUGUCUUUACCCAGCCUCUCCUCACCAGGUGGAAGCAGAGGGCAAAGGAGGAGCACCACUGUUCCAUGGAUUGUUCUCACACAUGCCCAAUCUCACUAAUGUCCUGGGCUUUAAGUCAGUCAUUCUAGGGUUCCAUUCUCUUUGGUGCAAAUGAUGGGCGAACAUGGAGUAUAAACCAGGAAUCUCAUUUUUUCCCUACAUUUUUCAGCAAGGUUGACCUGUUAUGCAACUACACCUUGUGGCAAAGAGUAAGUGUUGAGAAUUGACUGAGGUCUGCUUCCUGGAUGUAAAAACCAGUAUUUAGUGGGGGACAGAAAGACAGUUAAAUUGAAUAUAACAAGAGGCGAGAUGGCGCCAUGGGAGGCUGAGAAAAGACUUUCCUAAAGACAAAAUAUGGGGUCUAUGGCUAUUAACAUAAAAUCUUCCUGCAGAGCCUACCCUAUAUUUGUAGUGCAAAUCCCAUUCUGUUUCUUUAGAGAAUCUGAAAGAUCAUGCCACCCAAGCAUGGAAAAGACGUGCAACACACAAAAUAUCCUAAUACGCAAGGAUCAGGUGGAGGAAGAGGAAUCACUGUCCAGCUUUCCUCCUCAGUAUCAACAGCUUCAACCCUUUGAGGAUGAGGAUUCCAGUCUAGAUCCGUCCUAAGAGAAAUCUCUGUGAUGACGGAAGUGUCUCAUUCUCUGCUACACAGUGUUACAGCCAUGAGCGACAUGUAGGGGUUGAGCACUUGAAAUAUGGAUAGUACAAUUGAGAAACUGAAGUUUACCUACGUUUAAUUCAUAGAAAUGUAAAUAGCACAUCUGGGUAGUGGGCACUCUACUGGACACUGCAGCUCUAGUUUUUAAUAACAUUGUCUUCAUUUUCAUCAACUAAUUCUUGAUUUUUUAAAUAUUUUUGUAACAUGGGAAUCUCAACCUCCAGCGUAUCAGAAGAUCAGGAAUCUUCACAGGAACAAGGUUCAGGAGUUGGUUACUCAGAAGAGCAUCAGGUAGUUUCCUGUUGUGCUGCUAAACUCCAUUUUGAGGUCAAACGAGAUUAUAAAAAUCCUCAGUUUCUGGGGCCUGAAGGAAAUGUGGAUGUUGAGCUGACUGACGAGAAUGCAAACAGAUACAGCAUUCGGUUCCCUGCUGCUGGCUGGUAUCUGUGGUCAGCCACAGGCCUCGGUUUCGUGGUAAGGGCUGCGGCCACGGUGAGGAUUGCAUUUGGUUCCUGGAGUCAGCACCUGGCCCUGGACCUGCAGCACCAUGAACAGUGGCUGGUGGCCGGCCCCUUGUUUGACAUCACUGUAGAGCCAGAGGAGGCUGUCUACGAAAUCCACCUCCCCCACUUCAUCUCCCUCCAAGCAGGUGAGGUGGACAUCUCCUGGUUCCUUGUUGCCCAUUUUAAAGAUGAAGGGAUGGUCCUGGAGCAUCCAGCCCGGGUGGAGCCUUUUUAUGCCGUCCUGGAAAACCCCAGCUUCUCUCUGAUGGGCAUCCUGCUGCGGAUCGCCAGCGGGACCCGGUUCUCCAUCUCCAUCGCCUCCAACGUAUUGAUGUAUUAUCACUCCCAUCCCAAAGACAUUAGGUUCCAUUUGUACCUUGUCCCCAGCGAUGCCUUGAUAAGGAAGGCAAUAGAUGAUGAGGAAGAUCGCUUCUGUGGUGUGCGUCUACAGACUUCACCUCCAAUGGAACCCCUGAACUUUGGUGCCUAUUAUAUUGUGUCUAAUUCUGCUCAUCUGGAAAUAAUACCCACGGAGUUGAAAUUGUCCUACAGGAGUCCUGGAGAAAUCCAGCCCUUCUCGAAAUUCUAUGCUGGGCAGAUGAAGGAACCCAUUCAAGUUGAGAUUACUGACAAAAGGCACGGGACUUUGGUCUGGAAGACUGUGGUGAAGCCAGUGGACAUCCAGCUUGGAGCUGCAGCAGCCCCUCCUGUUUCAUCAGAACGAGCGAUGCCAGAGAAAAAUGAGUGUGAUUUACUUAUUGGAAGGCAUGAGGACAUGAUGUCCACACAAGGAGUACCAACAGUAAAUUCUUGGGGUGCAGCCUUUGUAAAGGAGAACCUCCGGCAACUCCAAGUCAGGAUGGGGGACCUGAAGGGGGUGCUCGAUGAUCUCCAAGACAGUGAGGUUCUCACUGAGAAUGAGAAGGAGCUGGUGGAACAGGCAAAGACACAGCAGAGCAAGAACAGGGCUCUGCUGAGCAUGGUGGAGAAGAAAGGGGACCCAGCUCUGGAGGAGCUCUACAGAAGCAUUAGUAAAAGGGACCCUUACCUUGUGCUCCAUCUUAGACAGCAGACUUUGUAAAGUGAGUCAGUCCGAGUGUCUGGAAGAGAGAAUCCAGCGUUCUCAUUGGAAAUGGAUGAAGAGAAAUGCAUCCUUGAUUCCAGUGUCCAAAACAGAGGAGGGCUGAGUAACAUUUGCCCAUCACACAGGCUUUUGGGACAGAUACAUAACCUAGAAGAUACUCAUUGGCUGUAUCCUAAUGCCUUUUCCUCAAGAAUAUCUGAAGAGAAAGACUAUACCUUCUGGCCAGACACAGUGGCUCAUGCCUGUAAUCCCAGCACUGUGGGAGGCCAAGGCAUAUGGAUCAUCUGAGGUCAGGAGUUCGAGACCAUCGUGGCCAAC